Messenger RNA from Theobroma cacao (cacao), 1815 nucleotides. RefSeq lists its product as uncharacterized. Gene Ontology annotation, biological process: rRNA processing. Gene Ontology annotation, molecular function: protein binding. NCBI's taxonomy places the organism in Eukaryota, Viridiplantae, Streptophyta, Magnoliopsida, Malvales, Malvaceae. Gene Ontology annotation, cellular component: nucleus. The record is from RefSeq and is a predicted model, not a curated record.
GAUAAAAAUGAAAAACGUAGCGGUUCGGACCACCAUUUAGGGUUUUAGGCUAUAUAACAAAACCUUUCGGCUCUCCGCAUUCUGUUUUCGUGAAUUUUUUUUCUUCUUUCAGUAAUCAGUUUCACCUUAUAAGAAGGCAACCUUCAAGAAUGAUAUCAGCAAUUGCAUGGGUGCCAAAAGGGGCGUCAAAGCCUGAACCAGAAGUGGCUGAGUUACCUUCCAAAGAAGAAAUUGAAGAACUGAUUAAGACCGGUGCUUUGGAGAGAAGUGAAGAUAAUGGUAGUGAGGAUGAAGAUCAAGAUAUGGAUGCUGAUGCUGAGAAGCAAACCGGUGAAGUUGCCCAAGCACUUGCUGUGGCAGACGCCCUUGGAAAAACUUCCAAUAACAAGUCAGGGGCACAAUUAGAAGAUCUUACAGAUGGGUUGAAAGAGCUUGACAUGGAAAAUUAUGACGAAGAGGAUGAUGGUAUUGAGCUAUUUAGCAAGGGCCUUGGUGACCUUUAUUAUCCAAGCAAUGACAUAGAUCCAUAUUUAAAGGAUCAGGAUGAUGAUGAUUCAGAAGAGAUUGAGGACAUGACCAUUAGACCCAUGGAUGCUGUCGUGGUUUGUGCACGCAAUGAAGAUGAUGUCAGCCAUCUUGAGGUUUGGAUAUAUGAGGAUUCAGACGAUGGUGAUUCAAACAUGUAUGUUCACCAUGAUAUCAUCAUUUCAGCAUUUCCCCUUUGCACUGCAUGGCUUGACUUCCCACUUAAAGGGGGAGAAAAAGGGAAUUUUGUGGCUGUUGGUUCAAUGGAGCCGUCGAUCGAAAUAUGGGACCUUGACAUUAUCGAUGAAGUGCAACCAUGUGUGGUAUUAGGUGGUGCAGUGGAGAAAAAGACAAAAAAAGGAAAAAAGAAAUCACAAUACAAGGAGGGCAGUCAUACUGGUCCCGUUCUUGGUCUUGCUUGGAACAAGGAGUACAGCAAUAUCCUUGCCAGUGCAAGUGCGGACAAACAAGUUAAGAUUUGGGAUAUGGCUGCUGGAAAAUGCAGCAUAACCAUGGAGCAUCAUGAGGACAAGGUUCAAGCAGUUGCUUGGAAUCACCACUCGCCACAAGUUCUUCUUAGUGGGUCUUUUGAUCGUUCGGUUGUCAUGAAGGAUGGGAGAGUACCAUCUCAUUCUGGUUUAAAGUGGUCAGUCACUUCUGAGGUUGAAUGCUUGGCAUGGGAUCCACACACUGAGUACUCAUUUGUGGUGAGUCUUGAAGAUGGUACAGUCAGAGGUUAUGAUAUUCGAGCUGCCAAAUCCAAUCCAUCUUCUGAGUUGAAACCAAGUUUUACUCUCCAUGCACAUGACAAGGCUGCUUGCACCCUUUCAUAUAAUCCUAAAGCACCAAAUCUGCUUGCAACUGGAUCCAUGGAUAAAAUGGUAAAACUUUGGGAUUUAUCAAACAAUCAACCUUCAUGUGUUGCAUCCAGAAAUCCUAAAGCAGGAGCUGUCUUUUCAAUUUCCUUCUCAGAAGAUAGUCCUUUUUUGCUGGCUAUUGGAGGCUCAAAGGGAAAACUGGGAGUUUGGGAUACAUUAUCUGAUGCAGGCGUCUCAGGAAAAUUUGGGCACUACAGCCAGCCGAACAGACCCAAAACAUAACUGGGAAGGUGAAAGUUUUUGUUGUUUCUCUGAGAGUUUGUAUUUAUGUGAGGAACAGUUUCCAUGGGUUGCAAGAUAAGUUUUCAUGGUUCUGAAAUUAUUUUUAUGUUGUUUUUGCCCCUAUUUUAGGGAGUAUAAUAUAUAAUUCAAUCCAUAGAAAUUCUGUAGCUGUAUUAUGCAUGGUUAAAAA